Molecule: messenger RNA, 2196 nt
Organism: Chenopodium quinoa (quinoa)
Lineage: Eukaryota; Viridiplantae; Streptophyta; Magnoliopsida; Caryophyllales; Amaranthaceae
Exons: 3
Coding region: 1-2196 (731 amino acids)
Molecular function (GO): RNA-DNA hybrid ribonuclease activity; nucleic acid binding
Source: RefSeq, a predicted model, not a curated record
AUGGCAGAUAAUGGCUUGCUGGCCCAUGAAUUACUUUCUUACAUGUCUAAUUCGUGUUCUAAAAAUAUUUCUGCUGCUUUAAAGUUAGAUAUGAAUAAGGCUUAUGACAAGGUUAAUUGGGAUUUUCUCUGGGAUGUUCUUCGAAGAUUUGGUUUUCCUCCUUACUGGGUUCAUAUCUUGCAACAAUGUGUUACAACGGUGUCCUAUCAGCUCUUGGUCAAUGGUUCUCCCUCAACACCUUUUAUUCCUAAAUGCGGGCUGAGGCAAGGGGAUCCUCUAUCUCCUUACCUUUUUGUGUUAUGUAUGGAAAUUCUGUCUUUGAUGUUACGCCGUGCUGAACUCAGGGGUAUUCGUAUUGCUAGUCGGGCUCCUUCUAUUUCGCAUCUCUUCUUUGCUGAUAAUGAGCUGAUUUUCUUUCAUGUUUCUCCUGAGGCCUGUGAUAAUGUGCUUUCGGUGGUUAAUGAGUUUUGUUCGAUAUCCGGUCAAAUGAUUAAUAUUCAGAAAUCUUUUGUUAGAUUUAGUUCUAACACUCCGGUUGAUUAUCGAGAGUACCUUUCGCACAGCCUUAAAAUGCAGGCUCGUCCUUCCAUUGGAAAUUAUUUAGGGCUCCCUGUGGAUAUGGGUCGGAGUAAAUGCAAAAAGUUUCAGUUCGUGAUUGAUAGGCUGGUUCAGCGACUUUCCGUGUUUUCUUCUCUCAGGCUUUCGGCUGCAGCUAAAUUGGUUGUUAUCAACUCUGUCUUUAUUGCUUCUUUUAACCAUGUUCUCUCGGUUUUUAAGCUUCCUUCUACGAUUUGUGAUAAAAUCAACUCUCUUUUAUUACGGUUUUGGUGGAAGUCUGGGGAAACGUCUAAGGGGCUAGCCUUGGCUCCUGCUGCUGCUGUUUAUCUCCCAAUGGGUUUGGGGGGUCUUGGAAUCCGCCACAUCCAGUCCUUUAAUGUUGCUCUGCUGGCUCAGCAAGCUUGGAGAUUGAGACAUAAUCCUCAACUCUUAGCUUCUCGUGUUCUUACAGCUAAAUACUCUGCGCUUCUUCAACAUAGGUCGCAUUUUUCUGGUUCCCGUUCUUCGUGGGGAAGCCAUGGUCUUCUUCAGGGGAACUUUUCUCUUUCAGAGGCUCUUUCCUGGAAGAUUGGGUCUGGAAAGAAUAUCAGCAUAUUAGAUGAUAAUUGGUUGCCCAAUGUUAAGGUGAGUUUUAAGGAUCCGAUUCCUUCUCAGGCGAGACCGAUGUUUGUUUCGGGGCUUUUCUCUGCCAACUCAACUUCUUGGGAUCCAUCAAAGGUUAGAUCUCUUUUUCCUCAGUUGGUGGCCAUGUCCAUUCUGAGUCUGGAGCGUCCUUUAAAGGCAGUUGAUGAUUUUGUAUAUUGGAAAUAUACACAGGAUGACAAGUUCUCUACAAAGUCUACUUAUUUACAUAUUUUAUCUCAACAUGUUAACCCUCCGGUCUCUUUUAUUCCUCCUUCCUGGUGGAAACGUCUUUGGGGGUUACCUAUUCUUCCAAAAUGGAAGAUGUUAGCUUGGAAGAUUGUUCUUGAUGCUCUCCCGUCUAUGGCAGUUCUCUCUCGUAAAGGUAUUAUUUCUGGUCUUAGUUCAGGGAAAUUCUGGUCCAUCUUGGAUUAUUUCUUUGGGGUGUGCUGGGCUAUUUGGUUAACCAGAAAUAAUGUUAGAUUUCGUUCGGCAGUUUAUUCUCCCAAUUCCAUUUUAGAAUUGGCGUCAGAUUGGUGUUUCAGGAGUCAGAAUGCUCGUAUUCUUACCUUUUCACAAAUAGACAAGCCUCCGGGGUUUCCUUUUCAGCCUACUUCUUUUGCUCUUUGUGGCAAGUUGGAUGAUAUCUGUGAUAUUCUUAUGCUCUUUGAUGGAGCUUGGGACAGGGAAUCUCAUGAGGCGGGUACUGGUUGGUUGUUUUGUAACGCUGCGUCGCAGCAUCCAUUGGGAGGCGGGGCUAAAGCUUGUGUGGCUGGUUCGACUCUCCAUUCUGAACUCCUAGCCUGUUUGUAUGGUCUUCAACAAGCUCGUUCAUGGGGUAUUUCUAAGCUUCUUCUCCUUACUGACUGUUCUAUUAUUGCUACUUUGCUGUUGUGCAAAGAUUUGGCGGAUGUGUCAGUGUGUGCUGGUCUAUUCAGGACAUCCUUGUUGCAAGUGAGUUUCUACAUUUCCGGUACAAUGUCCAUCUUGCAGAUGGAGGAAUUGCAUAUUAUUUAG